GCUGUCAAGCUGUCAAGUGAAGAGGCUGGGGCUUUUGACUUGACACUAUUUGGCCUUAACAGCUCCGGCCUAAAACUUAACAGGAGGGACAUUUUAAUUACACUUUACAUCGUUAAGUUAGAUAAAGUAAUGCAUCCCUUCUUUACUCAGACCAGGGAGUUCCGCACUUUCACAGAUUGAUGCAUUGAGAGGUGAUUGCUACUUAGCUAACGUUAACUUACCCGCAAACUCCCUCUGUUCUGAAUUUCUGGUGCGGUCACAGCCUCUGUCGCAGCUUCUGUCGCUGUUUUUGCAUCUUCAAAAAAGGUCUUGCGGAUUUUGUUUUUAAAGGGGGACACAAUGGGGGCGUUUUUGGACAAACCAAAGAUGGAGAAGCACAAUGCUCAUGGUGAGGGGAACAGUCUGACUUAUGGUCUAAGCAGCAUGCAGGGCUGGCGGGUGGAGAUGGAGGAUGCACACACGGCAGUCAUUGGCCUACCUCACGGGCUUGACCCUUGGUCCUUCUUUGCUGUCUAUGAUGGGCAUGCUGGCUCCCAGGUGGCCAAAUACUGCUGUGAGCACCUGUUGGAGCACAUCACCAGCAACCCUGACUUCCAGAGUGCUCUGGAUCCAGAGCCCAACGUAGAGAGUGUGAAGACGGGCAUCCGCACAGGUUUCUUGCAGAUUGAUGAACACAUGCGGACCAUCUCUGAGAAGAAGCAUGGUGUGGACCGCAGUGGAUCCACUGCAGUAGGGGUUAUGAUUUCUCCGGGCCAUGUCUACUUCAUCAACUGUGGAGACUCCCGGGGUCUUCUUAGCCGUGGAGGGGCUGUGCACUUCUUCACACAGGACCACAAGCCUAGCAACCCACUGGAGAAGGAGAGGAUCCAGAACGCGGGUGGCUCUGUCAUGAUCCAGCGGGUGAACGGCUCUCUGGCUGUAUCGCGGGCCCUUGGAGACUUUGACUACAAGUGCGUGCAUGGCAAGGGCCCCACGGAGCAGCUGGUUUCACCAGAGCCUGAGGUGUAUGCCAUUGAAAGGUCUGAGGCAGAAGAUGAGUUCAUCGUCCUGGCCUGCGAUGGUAUCUGGGAUGUCAUGGCCAACGAGGAACUGUGUGAUUUUGUCAGGUCCAGGCUUGAGGUUACAGAUGACCUGGAGAGAGUCUGCAAUGAAGUGGUUGACACCUGUUUGUACAAGGGGAGUCGAGACAAUAUGAGUGUUGUGCUGAUCUGCUUUCCAGGGGCUCCUAAGGUGAAUCCAGAAGCUGUGAAAAGGGAGGCCGAGCUGGAUAAGUACCUAGAGAACAGAGUAGAAGAGAUCAUAAAGAACCAGGGGGAAGAAGUGGUUCCAGACCUGGUCCAUGUGAUGCGGACGUUAGCAUCUGAGAGCAUCCCUAACCUCCCCCCUGGGGGAGAGCUGGCAAGCAAACGAAGCGUUGUUGAAGCAGUGUACAACAAACUCAACCCUUACCGAAGUGACGACACAGUGAUCUCCAAUCAAGUUUUAGAGACAUCUCAAGGAUGAUCAAAGGACUCAGGUUACAUCUGCGUUCAAGUUGGACUCAGCGUCCACAGAUGACAUGUGGUAAAGCAGCCCCUACCACUAACACAGCACAGAGUUUACAAACCGCUACCCUCUCAAGACCCACAGCAGCUCCGUUCAGCAGUCUGUCUCCACACCUCUCUGAGUGUUCCAUUAAAUCCAUUAAAUAAGGGAAUAUGGUAGGAUGACGAGCAGGAGGAGGAGGAGGAGGAGGAGGAGGAGAUGCACACACCCCUACACCCAGGAUAGUGCAGCACCAGUCCGCUCUGGAGUUCAGGAUUCCUUCAUUUUGUCUCACCUUUAUGUUCAUUUAAGUCAACCCCCCCCCCCUUCACCUAAACCAUAACUAGUGUGUUCAACAGGUUCUUAAAAAAAGGAAAAAAACAAAAAAAAAACAGCUGUUUUGUUGCUGUAAUUAAUUUGAUUCACAUUUUCUUGUGUUUGUAUAUUUCUGUUUUUGUGAAGUGCAAUUCUCCUGUACAAACAGCCUGUAUUUAAUGCAGCUUGAGUUUAAGUUAAAAAAUGAAAGAAAUGAAAAAGAGAACCUUUAUGCACUAUCUGCCUUUUUCCUGCUCUUCUGGAGUUCCAACAAAUGUCUAUUCAGUGAAUAUUACUGUUUGUCCUCCAGGUGAUAUUAUCCUCCUGCUAUUUUUCUUUUUUUAGUUUGUCUUUGCUCCUUGAAGAAACGGGUAAAUUGUAUAGGUUCACAGCACAGUAAGCUCUCUAAAUCAAACCAUUUAUUUCCUAAUAAUUACAUUUUUCUUAUCAUUUUUUUUUUCUCUACACGCUGUAGUAAUUAUGGUGAAGUGUAACAUGGUCAUUCAUUGCGUUCAUCUCCAGUAAACAUAACACAACAAAGCAGUAUCUAGAUGCAAAUUAAGAUAAGCUCACCUGACACAUGUUAUCACUUGCUGUGUUGGAUUGCGUGUGUGCAAACCUGCUUGUGUGUAUGUGUGUGCGCACAUGUUUGUGUUGAGCAGGGAUAUUCAACUUGGCUCCUGCAGGGCCAAAAAACACCAUCUGGUUUCAGUUUCUACCUAGUAGUUAAUUGCACUUACCUGAUCUCCUUAGUCUCUCCAAGUCCCUGGUUAGAAGAACAGGAUGAAAACAAGAAGUGUUUUGCCCUCCAGGACCGCAGUUGAGUAGCCCUAGUGUAGAGGUAGGUCUAUCUGUAGCUGGCCAACUAGCUAAUUUUGCUAUGGUGGUGAAGAUUGCAAACUACAUGGCCUGGAGAUUGAGGCAAAUGUUUCUCCAUUACUCCUACAUUCUGUACCCAGUUUGUAUACAACCUCUCACUACCCUCUCCCUCAAGCUUUGGAUAACCCUUUAUGACAGUCGAAGGAUUGUUGUCUUAUUGCUAUUUGGACUUCAAAAUGACAUCUGCCGCAACCACUUUGUAAUUUUCAGUGACAUAUUUACCUUCUCUGCUGACAAGCAGUAAAAUGGUAGUCUGUACCUUGACUUGUUUACACAUUUUAAUGUGUUAUGAGCAUUUUAUUAUUUACUUCGAAUAAACACAAUGUCUCAGA
Messenger RNA from Esox lucius (northern pike), 3050 nucleotides. RefSeq names its product protein phosphatase, Mg2+/Mn2+ dependent, 1Aa (gene ppm1aa). Gene Ontology annotation, biological process: negative regulation of canonical NF-kappaB signal transduction; positive regulation of canonical NF-kappaB signal transduction; positive regulation of canonical Wnt signaling pathway. The record is from RefSeq and is a predicted model, not a curated record. Lineage: Eukaryota; Metazoa; Chordata; Actinopteri; Esociformes; Esocidae. The transcript has 7 exons. The coding region runs from base 340 to 1503 and encodes 387 amino acids. Gene Ontology annotation, molecular function: manganese ion binding; magnesium ion binding; protein serine/threonine phosphatase activity. Gene Ontology annotation, cellular component: nucleus; cytosol.